Linum trigynum is the source of this 3110-nucleotide messenger RNA. The record is from the annotation of a GenBank genome assembly. NCBI's taxonomy places the organism in Eukaryota, Viridiplantae, Streptophyta, Magnoliopsida, Malpighiales, Linaceae.
UCAUACGUAAGUCAAAAGCUAAAUCGUAGACCGGAGAAUACCUAACAUGCAAAACUAAAAAUGUUAAGUACACGGUAUAAACCAAAUGUAUACAACAUAGUUUCUUUUUCAAAAUAUAUAAGUAAGACAGAACAUACAAAUCAAAAUAUAGUAAUGGAUGCCAAGGAGUUAAAGUUAUGAUUUUUUUUUUUGAACAUUAUUAAAGUUAUGAUUUUGAUUCCAAAAGCUUCACUCAUCUCUCUUUCUAAUCCUUUUAUGUACUAAACCAUGUUUUGCACCAGAAAGGGUUUGUGUGUACUAAAUCUAAACCAGCAGCAACUUGUCUUUUUUUUGCUUUUGCUUUGUUAAGAGUUAAAGAUAGGAAAGAAAAAGGCCAGAAUUGGAUUUGUAUUUCUCAUAACUACCAAUUGCCAAAACCCCACCUUGACAAACUCAAAACAAUGGGGAAAGACCACAACUUUAUGCUUGGAAACCAUCACCAUCCUGCAUCCCCUCCACAGAUCCAACGGUGAAUAGUAUCUUCCCAAAGAUAAAACAACAACAUUCAAGAGUGGGGACAAAUAAAAGCAAAGAAAAGAGGCAAACAGAAAGAGAAGUGCCCGGUGUCUAUAUGUUUUCUAUACUCUAUACAGAAAGGAGAGAGAGUGUGCUGCUUUUGCAUUUGUCUCCACUCCAUUUCUCUUUUAUCAUCAAGUAUAAUACAGCAGAAGCAAAGAAGAAGAAGAAGGAACAUACAACCCCCAGUUGAUCUCAAUACAGCUUCUGGGUUUGUCUCCACAGAAGCCUUUGUAGAGACAGAGAGAGGGAAGGAACUCAAAAAAAAAACCCACCUUCUCAACUCUUUCACAAACAAUCCCACCCAAAUGCAGCUGAGAGAAUCCAUAGACAAGACCAAGACUUUCUUCCAAACCACUCUUUUAACCCUCAAGUCCCUCCUCUUUGGUGGGUACCAGAAGCUGCCCAAGCCUCCAUUCAACAACCCUUUCUCAUGUGGAACUGGGUUCAACCCGGAUCACAUAGCAGAUCAUGAGUACUACACCAACUUCUGCAACGAAUUGGAGUGUGAUCUUGAGAAAGUCAUGAAGCUCAAAACCACCAACCACAAACCAAUCAUGGCUCCCAAGGAGACACCAGCAGCACCAAGUAGAGAAGCUCAUCGUCAAUCCACUACUUGCCAUGUGAGCCCAAUUAAGGCUGUCUCAACCAGUCCAGUGAAGAAACCGCAGAAGAAGCACAAGGAUGAGAAGAGCACCAGCAAGCGAAGCAAGAAACUUGGUGGUGAAGAAGAAGAGCAAUGUUCAUCCAAGAAGCAGUUGAAGAAGAAGAAGAUGAGCAAUGAAGAGAGCUAUGCCUUGGCAAGGAAGAUGAAGGAACUCGAGAUGAUCGAUGUGAGUGAUGUUGAACAUGUUUUGGAUGUGGAAGAAGCGCUUCAUUACUAUUCAAGACUCAAGAGCCCUGUCUAUCUCGACAUCGUUGACAAGUUCUUCACUGAUAUGUACCAAGAAUUCACCAUCCCUCAUCAGGCUUCUGUUGCUUCAGUCAACAGCUCAAGAAGAAGACUUGCUUCCUUUAGAUUAUAGAUUGGAUUUAUUAGUCAUGUUUAUUACAUAUCAAUUGGUUCCUUGCUUGUACUCUUAAAUUUCUCCUCCUCUGUUCUUACCCUCUUGGUAUUAUACUGGUGUGUCAAAUUGCUUUCUGGGUUUUUUAUACUCUUUGCAAAGUUUCCUCCUUUGCCUGGAUAUCUCAUGCUUGUUUUUUGAGACUGUUACAUUGAAGAUCGGUGGAUCAGGGGCUUCAUCCCGAAUUCGCCUUUCUAUACUUUCCGAUUGUUCUGAAAAGAUGAAAGAUACAAGUAGUUCCCUUUCAUGUAUAUGCAGAAAGUGGCCCUUACAGUUAUGAUUGAUGUCAGGGGAAGUACAUUUAGAGCAACAGAAUGUAUGCUAAGUAGCUAGCAUCCUUGAGGGUUCAUCUAGACCUUCAAUACUAUACCAGAGGAUGAAGAAAGGAUUUACAACAUCACAAGUGUGAUUAUGAAAGAUAGGGCCAACUGCUAACUGCAUAUUCUAUUCCUUUCGUCAGAAUUCUGUCAGUCAAGAUACCAUGAAACAGUUAAGUCGGACUUGCCCCAUUGAUCCAGCCAAGACGUGGAGAUGGGAAAGCUUCAUCAUUACUUCAGCAAAGUGCUUACAAAACAUACCAUUAUCUGAAGCAUACGCUCCGACCCAAAUUCCGGUUUCUUCACCAGCAGUUAGCUGCUGAAUGCUGAUCCACAUAGAGGAUUCCCCUUCCUUGCAAAAGCAUGUGACGGUAUAGAGUCCCAAAUGUUACCCAGCGUCCCUCACAGCCCAUAUCCAUUCCUUGAACCCCAACUUUAGAUUGUAACAGACACAUGGAGUAACCUGAUGUUCUUGCCGACUUUAAUGGUAACGAGAAUGGCAAAGGACCAAGGAAUAAAGGUGAAUAUGCAGCUGUAAGCCUGUAACUAUGGUGAAGAUAUCAGAAUUGCCGUGGAUAGCUCUAAGCCAUUGAUAGAAGGUGCUGGUUGAGUAAAUGGUGUUGGCCAGCUGCCAAAGGAAGGCGCCAGUGUCGUUGAUGAUGGCUUUGAGCUGAAAAGCGGAAAUGAAAACGAAGAUGCUACGAAGGGUGCUGAAGCUGGUCGUGUUGCUGCUGGUUCAGGGCCAUGCACAGAAGGUGUUGGUGCUGGUGUUGUUGACGGUGGGUUUGAGUUACCAAAGGAAGGUGCUUAACGUUGGGGGAUGAAAGGACGGUUCUUGUGGUUAUGCCGAAGUAUGCUGCUUUUCGUUACAUCUAGAUCAUCAAGAGAUGGAUCAGGCUUGUUACUGCACUGAAGUUAAUACAGACAGUUAUUGAAGAAUCUGCAAUGGAUCACCUUGAUGCUGUGACCACCUGGAUACACAUGGGCUCUUUUAUCAGCAAAACAGAUCAAAACGGAAAGACAUUGAAGUUACACAGUUAUCAUAUGGUGAUCAUGUGCCUAUUCAUUGGCAGAAGGUACAAAUGCAGGUGGAAAACUCAACUAGGUAAGUUUCUUUCAAAUAUAACGUGAGUUGGUCUCCACAUUUCCCAAUUAAUAAGCAAACUAAACCUUC